UGUCACGAUUUCUUUCAAAAUUCAAAGUCAAAUUUGAAAUUUCAAUUGUUUAAUUUUUGAGCGGCUCGAAAACGCUUGCUACAACAAAUAAAUUAUCUCCAUUACUCGUUAUAAAUUCGUAAAAAAAUAAAUUUGAAAACAUGGCUUCGUUAGCAGCCGCUCAAGUGCAGGAAGUGCGGUCCAUAACGCGUAUAGAACGAAUAGGGGCGCAUUCUCACAUUCGCGGCCUAGGACUCGACGAUGCCCUGGAACCGAGGGCAGUGUCUCAGGGCAUGGUGGGGCAGAAGAUGGCGAGGAAGGCCGCUGGUGUGGUGCUACAGAUGAUUCGAGAAGGUAAAAUAGCGGGAAGAGCAGUGCUUCUAGCAGGCCAGCCCGGGACAGGCAAGACAGCUAUCGCCAUGGGUUUAGCACAGGCAUUGGGCCCCGACACACCUUUCACUAGCAUGGCUGGUUCAGAAAUAUAUUCUUUGGAAAUGAGCAAAACUGAAGCACUAACGCAAGCUAUAAGGAAGUCUAUUGGCAUCAGAAUUAAGGAGGAAUCAGAAAUAAUAGAGGGGGAGGUUGUUGAGGUGAUUGUAGAGAGGGCUGCGGGGGGAGGUGGGGCCAGGACGGGCCGACUCACCCUCAAGACUACAGACAUGGAGACCAACUAUGAUAUGGGCACGAAGAUGAUAGACUCACUGCUUAAAGAGAAGGUUCAAGCGGGCGAUGUAAUCACCAUAGACAAAGCGACGGGCAAAAUCAACAAGCUGGGACGAAGCUUCGCGCGAGCGAGAGAUUAUGACGCUACUGGUCAGCAAGCUCGCUUCGUACAAUGCCCUGAAGGCGAGCUGCAGAAACGCAAGGAAGUCGUCCACACCGUCACUCUCCAUGAAGUGGACGUGAUCAACUCGCGAACUCAUGGCUUCCUGGCGCUGUUCUCUGGUGAUACGGGGGAGAUCAAAGCGGAGAUCAGAGAGCAGAUUAGCGGGAAGCUGCAGGAGUGGCGCGAGGAAGGCAAAGCGGAGAUGAUACCCGGGGUGCUGUUCAUUGAUGAGGCCCACAUGCUGGACAUCGAAUGCUUCUCUUUCCUGAACCGCGCGUUAGAAUCGGAAACCGCACCGGUCGUGAUAAUGGCCACCAACCGCGGCAUCACGCGGAUCCGCGGCACCGAUUACCGCAGCCCGCACGGCAUCCCGCUAGACCUGCUCGACCGCAUGAUUAUAGUGCCCACCUCGCCGUACUCCCACCAGGAGCUCAGAGAAAUACUGAAUAUCAGAUGCGAGGAAGAGGACUGUCAGAUGUCGGGCGACGCUUUGACAGUGUUGACGCGAGUGGCGACGGAAACAUCGUUACGGUACGCCAUACAACUGAUCACCACGGCUUCACUCGUCGCCAAGCGGAGAAAGGCGGCAGAGGUGAGCAUGGAAGACGUAAAGAAGGUAUAUUCCCUAUUCCUGGACGAGCAUCGUUCGGAGCAGUUCCUCAAAGAGUACCAGGACGAGUUCAUGUUCUCUGAUGGAUCAGGAGAUGGAUCACAGUUCAUGGAAGUUUCACAGUGAAAAAAAAAAACUUUAAAAAAAGAGACAAUUAUUCCAAUAAAGCUUUACUUUGUGAUUUUUGGGAGGAGUAACAUUUAAGUUUGCCGAAGGUACAUUUAUGUUAAGGUUAAAAUAAGUAUGCCACUGUAAGUUUUGUAAUAAAUAUAGAAUAUUGAUGAAAA
Molecule: messenger RNA, 1702 nt
Organism: Maniola jurtina (meadow brown)
Lineage: Eukaryota; Metazoa; Arthropoda; Insecta; Lepidoptera; Nymphalidae
Gene: rept
Product: ruvB-like 2
Exons: 11
Coding region: 141-1541 (466 amino acids)
Biological process (GO): chromatin remodeling; regulation of transcription by RNA polymerase II; box C/D snoRNP assembly
Cellular component (GO): Swr1 complex; Ino80 complex; R2TP complex
Molecular function (GO): DNA helicase activity; ATP hydrolysis activity; ATP binding
Source: RefSeq, a predicted model, not a curated record